Rubroshorea leprosula is the source of this 187-nucleotide messenger RNA. The record is from the annotation of a GenBank genome assembly. NCBI's taxonomy places the organism in Eukaryota, Viridiplantae, Streptophyta, Magnoliopsida, Malvales, Dipterocarpaceae.
GGAGAGGAGGCCAAGUUUACGAAUCCAUUCCUGGAAGAAGGGAUAUGAAUUGGGUUGGGCGUGAAAAGACAAGCGGCGGCCAUCUCCGCCGCCGAUAACAAUACUGUAUUUUAUCAGUUUGAGGAAAUAUUUUUCAACGCUGUUGCCUUUUGCGUUUUAUUACUUGCAAGAAACAAGCGUCCUUCGC